Molecule: messenger RNA, 678 nt
Organism: Oryza sativa Japonica Group (Japanese rice)
Lineage: Eukaryota; Viridiplantae; Streptophyta; Magnoliopsida; Poales; Poaceae
Product: protein EARLY FLOWERING 5
Source: RefSeq, a predicted model, not a curated record
AUGCCGCCGGUGCCAUCUCCAUCAAGCUCCGCCGGCGUCGUCAAGGUCGUCGCGGCGUCGUCGGCGCGGCACAGGGUACGGGGGAACCCGUCCCUGCCGGCUCCUCCUCUGCGGCCGCCACCGCCUGGGGAGCUCGUGCCCGCCGCAGCCGCCUACGCCUGCAGGCCGCCGGUUCACCGUCGAUGCAUCCUCCGCCAUCCACGCUGCCGCCCGGAUCUGGAUGUCGUCGUCGUUGCGGUCAAUCCCAUCUCGCCGAGCUCCGGCCUCGCCGUCGUCACCAUCUCCACCCGGCCGGAUGACGCCGGCACCUGCCUCGCCGUCUCCUGUGCCGCUGCGGGGGGACUCGCCUCCACCGCCGACUUGUGCGGGUCGCCGCUGCCCGGAUUCCUCGCUACCCCUCCUGGGACUCCACGAUGGGCGCCCGCCGGUCUCCGCCGCGUUGCUCCCGGCGGCGCCCCGAUACCGCCGCCGCCGGGGGGACGGAUUCCGCCCUCACCGAGCACGAGCUCCCUCCACCGCCUCCCGCCGUCCGCCGCCUCCCGCCAUCCGCCUUGCUACGCCGGCGCCCUCCGUCGGCCCGAUGCCCCUGGCUCCUCUCAUAAUCUCCCAAAUCAAGCGUCGGGGCCAGAAGAUCGAUCCCCACGCCAUCAAUCUCCAUCACAGCAUCCUCGGAGCUAG